This is a messenger RNA of Drosophila ananassae, 2029 nucleotides long. RefSeq lists its product as uncharacterized. The transcript has a single exon. Bases 223 to 1812 code for a protein of 529 amino acids. Lineage: Eukaryota; Metazoa; Arthropoda; Insecta; Diptera; Drosophilidae. The record is from RefSeq and is a predicted model, not a curated record.
CUCCCCCCAGCUGUUUGAAGCGAAGCCCCAGUAUUUCGACUCGGGCCGUAACAAAUUGAUCAGUUUUUCUAUUUUUCUUUCUAAUUUUUGUUUUUUGUCUUCCCUUUCGAGAACGAAGUGCUAACAUUUUAGUGGUGUGGCUCUAAUCAGUGUGCUUUGGUUGUGUUUCCAUUUCUCUGGCAAGUCGUGACAGCCUCUGGAGGAGCUAUCAGGCCAAGCCAUAUGGAGGUGAGGGCGCUGGUCAGUGAUUGCGAUCGCCUUGGGCGGGUCUCUGCGAUGUCCACGAUGCUGGGGUUCGCACAGUCGGAAUACUCUCUGGGGACGAGCACCGGGCCGAUAAUAUCCCGGGAACAGGCCCCCAAUCCGGCCGAGUCGAGCGAGACGGACGGCAAUGCCACCGACGAGGAGGUGGAGAUCUGUAUAACGCGUCUGAACUUCUAUCCGGAUCACGAGAAGCGCCUCUACAUGGACUGCCAGCUGUCCUUGCCGGCCGGCAGGAUACAGAUGCGAGGUGGCGCCGAGGCCAUAGCCGAACCGGAGGUCGAUGGAGGGUCGGAUGGGUUGGGAUGUUCGCCGGAGAUGCGCUACGAGCGGCUGAGGAGCACGGCCGUGGAGCAGCAGCGCCACUGGCGGCUCCUCAAGCAGGCCUUCGAGUGUCCCCUGAGCCAGUGUCCGGCCAAGGUGACGGCCACCGAUCUGCUCAGCCACUGCCUGGUCACCCAUCCGGAGAUCAUCACUUUGGAGCUGCGAGCCGAGCGUCCCAUCUCCCUGAAGCUCCUGGGCCAGGCCCUGCCCGAGGCCCAGGCCAAGUCCCAUUGCGUCGGACUCCUCAUCUUCGACAGUCCGCGCCGGGUGGCCCUUAACUCGAACCUGCCCCGGGUCUACUCGGACUGGGAGGGUCGUCCCCCCAUCCUCAUUAUGCUGUGGAAGACCUCGUGGGACUCUAGGACGGUCAGUCCGCUGGUCACUCACCUCUACAUCCUGUGGCUGCUCUGCCCCCAGGCCCAGCCCGCCCUGAUGGUCAACAUCCGGGUGAAGGACAGCCCCGAGUGCCGGAAACUGAUCACCACCUGCCCCAAUCCGCAGCUCCUCGAGGAGAGCGACCUCCUGGGCGAGAGCCCGCUGUUCAUGCGCUUCACCCACCGCGAGAUGAAGGAGCUGACGGGGAACUACUCGCAGGACAUCGAGCUGGAGUUCACCAUCAAGGAGCAGGAGCAGGAGCAGAAGCAGGGGAACGAUCUCGAACAGGAGGGGGGGCAGUGCCUCAGUCUGGAGGAGGUUAUCGGACAAAAUUUAGAUCGCAAACGGCACUGUUCCUCGCACUUCGAUAACUUCGAUAUCGAUAUCGAUAUCGAGAAGAAGAUAUCGAUGCAGAUAGCCGGCAAGCCGGAGGACGAAAAGUUAUCGAAUUUGGAGAAUGCGACUGAGACUGUGGAGGGAAAGUCAAAGGAAACUAUUCCGGAAAAUGCUGAGCGAAUAAUGGAUGAAAAUUUCAAGGAAAAAUUGGAGAAACUCUUGGAGGAAAAUACUAACACUCUUUCCAAAGAAAAUUCUAAAGAAAAUACCAAAGAUAAUACUAAAGAUAAUGCCAAGGAAUCUGAGGCCGUUAUAACUUCCAAGCAGGCCUCUGAGAAGGCGGCUUCGGAGGGCUCUUCGGAUGGCAGCACCAUCGGGCUCUCCUACGACGAAAUCCGGAGCGAAGAAAGCCUGGAACUGAAUCUUCAGGAAGAAAGACUCCAUCUGAUACCCGUAGAAUCCCGAGGCAAUCUGGAAGUAGCCGAGCCCCCCGAAGGCGAUGUCUAUUUCUACUAAGGACUUGGAAUAAGGACUCUUCUCUCAUUAUUUCUUCGAAAAGGAUAUCCUGGAGAUUUCUGGAGACACACUUCUCAGGUUUUUACGGAUCGGAACUAUAUUGGAAUUCAAAAUUUGUGGAAUGGAAUGGAAUGAAAUGGUAUUCUGGAGCAAAAAAAAAUGUCUAAAAAAAUGCAAAAUUUUCAAUUAAAUUGGAUAAUUUCUUGUGGUCUCUCUA